Candidozyma duobushaemuli is the source of this 465-nucleotide messenger RNA. RefSeq lists its product as uncharacterized. The record is from RefSeq and is a predicted model, not a curated record. NCBI's taxonomy places the organism in Eukaryota, Fungi, Ascomycota, Pichiomycetes, Serinales, Metschnikowiaceae. Bases 1 to 465 code for a protein of 154 amino acids. The transcript has a single exon.
AUGUCCAAUUACCAAAGCGGCCCAGACCCGCUGGACUUUAUUAUUCCAGAUGAAGCUGCACCCCAGCCUGCUCCUUCACAACCUGCCAGCUCCGGGUUCUCCUGGGCACCAAAAGUUGACCUUUCCUCGGCCUUCAGUCCGUUUAUAAAAUCACCCCAGUUCCAACAAAACAACACAAUCCGUGAACGUCAGUACUCCGGUGGCGACACUUUGGACGAACCCGUGUGGCACACUUUGAAACGUGACUUGCUCCAGAUCGGCCGCCGUUUGGCUGUUGUUGUCUGGCCUGCUCAGCUUAAACAAUUGGCAUACAAGAACCAGCAGAACUUGCUUAAUUUUGCCCUGAACAACGGCGUUAGACUUCCUUCACUGCUUUCACAUGCUACGCUGGUUCCAGAGGACGAUGAAGACUCUCAGGGCCUGGACGACGUGGCCGUUCUAGACUGGGACUUGUGGGACCCUUGA